Chlamydomonas reinhardtii is the source of this 2436-nucleotide messenger RNA. RefSeq lists its product as uncharacterized. The coding region runs from base 94 to 1788 and encodes 564 amino acids. The transcript has 6 exons. Lineage: Eukaryota; Viridiplantae; Chlorophyta; Chlorophyceae; Chlamydomonadales; Chlamydomonadaceae. Gene Ontology annotation, molecular function: phytoene dehydrogenase activity. The record is from RefSeq and is a predicted model, not a curated record. Gene Ontology annotation, biological process: carotenoid biosynthetic process.
AUGACCUGCGCUGCCGCAAAUACACAUACAUUUAGAGGGUGGGUCAUUUAGCACCUCUGAUCUAGAGUAGUGCUAUCUUUCAAUCACUGCAGAAUGCAGACCCAGGUCAAGCCCUCUAGCUCGCGCCAGGCUAACCUGGUGGCGAAGGGCGCGUCGUGCCCUCGCGUAGCCGUCCGUCGCGUUGCUGGCCGUCGCGCUCUGGAGGUUGUUGCACGGGACUACCCGAGGCCUGCCUUUGAGACUGCGGAGACAUUCCAGGAGGCGAAGGCGCUGUCCAGCAAGCUUAAGGAUGCUCCCCGCCCGGCGAAGCCCCUUAAGGUUGUAAUUGCCGGCGCUGGCCUGGCUGGUUUGUCUGCGGCGAAGUACCUUUCGGACGCUGGACACCACCCAAUCGUUCUGGAGGGCCGCGACGUGCUCGGUGGCAAGGUCGCUGCAUGGAAGGAUGAGGAUGGCGACUGGUACGAGACUGGCUUGCACAUCUUCUUCGGCGCGUACCCCAACAUGAUGAAUGUCUUCAAGGAGCUAAACAUCGAGGAGCGCCUGCAGUGGAAGGAGCACUCCAUGAUCUUUGCUAUGCCCGACUCCCCCGGCGAGUUCUCCCGCUUCGAUUUCCCCGACAUCCCCGCCCCCUUCAACGGCGUCUUCGCCAUUCUGCGCAACAACCAGAUGCUCACUUGGCCGGAGAAGAUUCAGUUCGCUAUCGGCCUGCUGCCGGCCAUCAUCUUCGGCCAGAAGUACGUGGAGGAGCAGGACCACCUGAGCGUCACACAGUGGAUGCGCCAGCAGGGCGUGCCCGACCGCGUGAACGAGGAGGUCUUCAUUGCCAUGGCCAAGGCCCUGGCCUUCAUCGACCCCGACCGCCUGUCCAUGACCGUGGUCCUGACCGCGCUCAACCGCUUCCUGCAGGAGCGCCACGGCUCCAAGAUGGCCUUCCUGGAUGGCGCGCCCCCGGAGCGCCUGUGCCAGCCCAUGGUGGACCACUUCACGGCCCGCGGCGGCGAGCUGAAGAUGAACGCGCGCGUGAAGGACAUUGUGCUGAACGACGACGGCAGCGUCAAGCACUACAAGCUGACCACCGGGGAGGUGGUGGAGGGCGACCUGUACAUGAGCGCCAUGCCGGUGGACAUCCUGAAGCUGCUGGUGCCGGACCAGUGGAAGCCCAACCCCUACUUCUCCCAGCUGAAGGAGCUGGAGGGCGUGCCCGUCAUCAACAUCCACAUCUGGUUUGACCGCAAGCUGACCACCGUGGACCACCUGCUGUUCAGCCGCUCGCCGCUGCUGUCGGUGUACGCGGACAUGAGCACCACCUGCAAGGAGUACUACGACACGGAGAAGUCCAUGCUGGAGCUCGUGUUCGCGCCCGCCAAGGACUGGAUCGGCCGCUCGGAUGAGGACAUCAUCGCCGCCACCAUGACUGAGCUGGAGCGCCUGUUUCCCACCGAGAUCAAGGCCGACCAGUCGCUGGCCAAGAUCCGCAAGUACAAGGUCAUCAAGACGCCGCUGUCCGUGUACGAGAGCCGCGCCGGCCGCGAGGCCUUCCGCCCCAGCCAGCGCACGCCCAUCAAGAACUUCUUCCUGGCGGGCGACUUCACCAAGCAGAAGUACCUGGCUUCCAUGGAGGGCGCCAUCUUUUCCGGCAAGCUGGCCGCCGAGCAGAUCGUCAACGACUACAACUACAAGGGCGUGGCACCGCCCGCGCGCUCGUCCAGCUCGCCCGAGCUGGUGGCGGCCUCUGCGCUGCUGGCGGUGGCGGCCGUGGGCGCCGGCCUGGUCGGCUUUGGCCGGUAAACGUGUAGAGGCAUUUGGGGAUGCGGCUCGGAUGGCGGUGUGGAUGGGCUACAUCCGGAGGAUUCAGGAGACUUGAUGACGCUCGUGACUGUUGUCUUUAGGACUGACUGAACAGGUUGUGCGUGACGUCGUGAGCGUAUGUGUGAUUGCGCGGUGCAAAUGGUGGCGACAAAUGUUUUGAGUGUGCGGACUUCUGGAGUGAGCGUGAUGCGUGGAGUGCCUGUGUGAGCAUACGAGUGCUAAACGUGUUUGGUAAUAUCCAACGCAGCUGUAGGGCGCAUGUGAGACGAUCAAGGAUGCAAGCACGGACCUGGUAUUGGGUGGAGCAGGCGUCACGACCUGGUGUUAGGGCGGGCGUGCCUGCCCGAUUUUGCACCUACACUGGUUUGGCACUCGUAGAACAGGGUCUAGAAGAUAGAUGGCGUGCCUGGCACACAUGCCAUAGCGCACAUGCCAUAGUUGAUCUUAGGUCUGAGGGGUGAAGCGGGUAGGCAGGCAGGAGACAGGCCGCCGGAAGUGGCGCAGGCGCGUCAGGGAACGCUUGAAGCGUAGGCCUUGUUAUUUGGGCAGUCGAGGAUUUGGUUGCCCUCGUACAGACCGUGGGCGAAGUAGCCAUGCUGUGCAUGGUUUGUGUAACAGAAAGGUGAC